This is a messenger RNA of Mus caroli (Ryukyu mouse), 5250 nucleotides long. It is a transcript of the gene Adora1, whose product is annotated as adenosine A1 receptor. Gene Ontology annotation, molecular function: G protein-coupled adenosine receptor activity. Lineage: Eukaryota; Metazoa; Chordata; Mammalia; Rodentia; Muridae. The record is from RefSeq and is a predicted model, not a curated record. Gene Ontology annotation, cellular component: plasma membrane; dendrite; synapse. Gene Ontology annotation, biological process: G protein-coupled adenosine receptor signaling pathway.
UUAAGAAUCGGGCACCAGCGGCGUCCCAGGUGGGUGGGCACAGGGUAGGCGUGCGCGCACGCGGGGAAUGGGAGCCCGUGGACCCGCCAGGUCCUGGGCUUAGUCCCUCAGAAUCACGCCUGCCAUCCAGUCCCAGGUACGAAACAGGGGCACUACCUCUUUAAAGGCGUCCGGGGCUGAGCCUCUGCCACACCAUGUGAUUGCUUGAAAGGCCGGGCUGGGAGCGCAGCGGCGGGAGCCAGGAGAACGAUGAGCCGAUGCGCGCGCGGUGCCCAGAGCCCAGCCCUGCCCGGCGCGGCUCCGGAAAGCCGCCCGGGGAACUUAGGGCAACGCCUUUGGGACCCCCUACUGGUUGGCAGGCAGGAUGGUGAGCUCCUUGCCUCUGGGUCGGCGGACACCUGUGGGCACUGUGGAUGCACAGGGGAUUCUUGUGGAGUGCUGGCCUCGCGCCCCAGGGCGCCUGUCUGCUGAUGUGCCCAGCUCCUGCCCACCAUGCCACCGUACAUCUCGGCCUUCCAGGCUGCCUACAUUGGCAUCGAGGUGCUCAUUGCCUUGGUCUCUGUGCCCGGAAAUGUACUGGUGAUUUGGGCUGUGAAGGUGAACCAGGCACUUCGCGAUGCUACCUUCUGCUUCAUCGUAUCCCUGGCGGUAGCUGAUGUGGCUGUUGGCGCCCUGGUCAUCCCACUGGCUAUCCUUAUCAACAUUGGGCCACAGACCUACUUCCACACCUGCCUCAUGGUGGCCUGUCCUGUCCUCAUCCUCACCCAGAGCUCCAUCCUGGCUCUGCUUGCUAUCGCUGUGGAUCGGUACCUCCGAGUCAAGAUCCCUCUCCGGUACAAGACAGUGGUGACUCAGCGGCGGGCAGCAGUGGCCAUAGCCGGCUGCUGGAUUCUCUCCCUUGUGGUAGGACUGACACCCAUGUUUGGCUGGAACAACCUGAGUGAGGUGGAACAAGCCUGGAUAGCCAAUGGCAGUGUUGGGGAGCCCGUGAUCAAGUGUGAGUUCGAGAAGGUUAUCAGCAUGGAGUACAUGGUCUACUUCAACUUCUUCGUCUGGGUGCUGCCGCCAUUGCUCCUCAUGGUUCUUAUCUACCUGGAGGUCUUCUACCUGAUCCGCAAGCAGCUCAACAAAAAGGUGUCAGCCUCCUCUGGUGACCCCCAGAAGUACUACGGGAAGGAGCUCAAGAUCGCCAAGUCGCUGGCCCUCAUCCUCUUCCUCUUUGCCCUCAGCUGGCUACCGCUGCACAUCUUGAACUGCAUCACCCUCUUCUGCCCCACCUGCCAGAAACCCAGCAUCCUCAUCUACAUUGCCAUCUUCCUCACACAUGGCAACUCGGCCAUGAACCCCAUCGUCUAUGCCUUCCGAAUCCACAAGUUCCGGGUCACCUUUCUGAAGAUUUGGAACGACCACUUCCGAUGCCAGCCCAAGCCCCCCAUUGAGGAAGACAUCCCAGAGGAGAAAGCUGAUGACUAGGCUCUGCCUUGCUCCGUCUAGCCCACACCCAGUGGCUCUCUGUUCAACCCCCAUGUCCUCCCUGUUCCCCCCUGUCCCACUGUUCCUCCUCAGCCUUCCCAGCUGGGCUGUGGGCUGUGGAUACCAGGGAGGCUCUGAAGAGAUGCCAUGGAACAGGGUCCCUUCUGUAAGGAGCUGGCUGCCCUGUACCUUGGGGACCUGGAGGAGGUUUGGAGGUGGGGCAGGCCAUAGCAGGGAAUUGGGUGCCCUCAGGUGAGAGGAGAGUCUUGUGUGCAUCAUUCCUGGCUGUUCUCUGAACAGUUCAGAGAGCUGGGGUUAGAAUAUUCUGGCUCCUACAGUCAGACAGGGGAGCCUACUAUUAGGUGUUGGUGGCCCAAGGGACCAACUUCAAAGUGAGGAAGACAGUCCCUUAGAGGUGGAUGAAUAGAGAGAAAUGGAUAUGCUGCCGCUUCGCUGUCUCUCCUGUUCUCUAGGAGAAGAUAGUAAACCACAGGGAAGGAGGCCUCGGCCUCUCCUCCAAGGAUUGUGUUCUUGGCCACGCGGGUGCUCUCCUGACCCCGAGAAGCCCGGGAUUAUACUUGGGAGACACGGAAAGAAUGGGUCCAGGGAUUGUCUCUCACAUUUGCUCUAUUCACAGCCUGGGACUCCCAGUGGGCCACAAAGUCCUUGGGAAUAAAAAUAGUGCAGAAGGUGCUGGCCUCACAUAGCCAGCAGGGAGCAGCACUGAGCCCUUCUUGCCCUGAACUUCCUGGGAGUCUCCAAUGUAAUUUUCUGUCUGGGCCACCAAGCUUCACCAACUCUCAGAGCAGGCCUGGACUCUCCUGAGGGACACCAUCUCUGCUUCCAAGCCCCAGGAGAAGAGCUUCCCCAGGAAGUACAACCCUUGGGAGCAUGCUGCCUGAGGGGGGUGAGGAGGGAGAGGAAAGCAUCUAAGAAGAUCCCAGGUGCCCCUGGGCACCUCUGGUGUGCCCAGAAGUGUGACAGACCAGACCAGACCAGACCAGACCAGACCAGACCAGACCAGACCAGACCAAAGGACACUGCUGUCUUCAGUAUGAGAAAGUGCCUUGCUGGCAUUUAAAUAUCCAAAAGGCUCCUGGAGGUGGCUUUAGCUCAGGAGCUGUGUUGCAGAUAGAGUGUAGGCUUUUGGGGAGGUUUCAGGUGGGACCAAUCCAUGUUCUGCUGAGCCUGGAUGUCUUCCUUGUAUGGACAGCAGGCAGGGGAGGGUGUCAGGUUCUCCCUUCCUUGGGUGUGAAUAUUGACUCCAAGUCUUGAUUCCAGGCUCUUCCUUCAGUUGGAGGUAAGGUGUCCCUGGCUCUCAAGGAGGCCCCUAUGUCUAAUAAAAGAUUGUGAAGCCCUGUGGGAAGUGGGGUGCUGGCACCCCAGCACUGCCAGAGGGCAACCAGACCACCUCAGCAGAGAAGAUGUAAUGGUGGGGGUGGAGGGGAAGCUGGGAGAGGGCUGUGGAGGCAGAUGGAAAGUCCCAGAGAUGGUGUGUCUGUUGCUAUAGUUACACAUUUAGGGUAGCACAGUGUGAAUCAGAAAGCAAGAUCCAGAACACUCACAUGUCUAAAAAAAAAAAAAGAAAGAAAGAAAAGAAAAGAAAGAAAGAAAGAAAGAAAGAAAGAAAAGAAAAAAAAUGCCCUGUGUCAUGUGAGACCCUUCCUGCUGGCACUUUUCUAAUCUUGAUAGUGUCUCCCCUUCAUAGUAACAUAGUAUUGUUCCAUCUGUCAUGACACUCAUUGCCACAGAAACCCCAUGCUAUAACACCACACACCUUUAUUUGAAUGCUUCUCACACAGUGUACAACUCUGAAGAGGGUGCCAGUCUCUGCCCCUUCUGGGCCCUCUUGUACCCAGAAGGUAUGGCCUGGGGCCUGCCAGGCCUGAUCCUGGGUCUGGACCCAGCCUCUGGUGGAGGGAGCCUGCAGGUACUAGAGACCCACCCCCAUUAGCUGUUCCUAUGGUCUUGGGGAUUCCUGGAGUCCUGAUCCUCGGGUCUGCAGGACGUGGUGGAUAAUGUCCUUCUGCGUCCUGGUAUGUGACCAAGCUGCUAGAAGAGAUAGUGGGGAGUCGGGUAGAGAAUCACCUCCACCCUUCUCAGUCCUUCCUCAGGCUCGAUUUCCAACGCUGAGCUCUGCCCAGUGUAGCUCUGGAGACUUGAUAGUUCACCCAGAGCCUCAGAACCACCAAACGAGGAAGGGAGAGCAAGGGCUGGGUCCCUACUUUCCUAAUGAGGGAAAAGAAUGCUGAUGUUUACAGUCACUCAGAGCCAAGCCCAGAUGCUGACCUGUGACCACCACCCAGAGUACCCAUCCCUUCUGGACCUCCCCAGCAUGACCCAGCGCUGCACUGUCUUCACCAAACCGAACAUGCAUGCUCUCUGUCUUUUACUACAAAAAUGGUACCCAGAUCUGCCUACUGCCCUCCUGCCCUCCCCUCCCUGUCUCCAGUGACAUUUUAUGCCUGGGAGGUGGAUUCUUCUCUCCCAGUCUUCUCUUUGACACCACACUCUCAGUAGAGGUAACUGAAGGAGUGGGUCCAGCCACUCACCUGUCUCCUUGUCCCAGUCUCUGCCUCUGUUGCUUUCAGUGGGUGGCAGAAGCUGAAAGAGAUACUACAAGUUAGAGCUUUGGGGGAAGACAGGAGGGAACGGAGAAGUUUGAGGUCAAGAAUUCCCAGCACCCCAGUCCCCAAAUAGAAAGAACAUCUUGCCACUUAGAAAGUCACACAAACAGUUCUUGACCCCUCCCUACCCUUUUCCUGCUCCAGUUUCACUCUGAGCUACAUCUAGUCCAGCUCCAAAGAGGGACUCAGUCUGUCCACUACAGCAGGGUGCUGAGGGCACCCUUCCGACACCCACCUUUAACCUCCAGCCGACAAUCCACAGAGGCCUCCCCUAGCACGUUGAUGGCCUUACAAGUGUAGACCCCAGAAUCAAAGGGGCUGGGCUUCCGGAUCUCCAGGGUGCAGACCCCUUGCUCGGAGACGGCACGGUACUUGGGGUCACCCUGGAUGUCCAUCUUGUUUUUCAUCCAGAUGAUCUUGGGCUGGAAGCAAGGUCAGAGGAGGGUAAUGAAGUAAGAGCAGCUCUCAAGAGAAACUUUCAUCCCUCUGUCUCCACCCACUCCACCAGCCCAGGGCCCCUGACCUUAGGUGAUGCUCGGACGCUGCAGAAAAGCUGCGUGCUAUAGCCAGGAGUGGAGGUAUGGUCAGCCAGGGGCUGGGUGAAUGAGGGCGCUUCUGAGAAGUCUCGCUCAAUAAACUCUCUAGGUUUGGCAGUAAUAUCUAGGUUCAGGGGAGAAUUUGAGAUUAUAGGGAUGCAGGAGGCUUCGGAAGACUGGCCUCAACCCUAAACUUUGGGACAUUCAACCUGGUCAACACAUGAAGACAUCAGAGAAAAGCCUCACUGAGCAGGGCUGAGGCUGAUCAGGAGGUGAACAGAGAGGAGUGGGCGGGAAAACUUGAGCAACGGAGGAUUGCGGCAAGAGGCAAACAUCACAUUCCAUUUCUGUCUGCCUCUGAGACCUGAGUGGCUUUCCUUUUUAAACACAAAAUGCUCACGGCUAUGACACUCUGGCUGAUGUUUAAAGAGUAUGGCUUCUAGGGUGAGUAAGAUGGCUCAACGGGUGAGGGUGUUUGCCACCAAGCUUACCACCCUGAGUUCAGUCCCUGGAACCCACAGGGUAGAAGGAGAGAACUGACAUGUUGUCCUUAGACUUACACAUGCACGUGUGCAUGUGAACACACACUCACACACCAAUAAAUGUAAUUAAAA